Trichoplax adhaerens is the source of this 952-nucleotide messenger RNA. RefSeq lists its product as hypothetical. The record is from RefSeq and is a predicted model, not a curated record. The transcript has 6 exons. Gene Ontology annotation, cellular component: cytoplasm; nucleus; exon-exon junction complex. Gene Ontology annotation, molecular function: mRNA binding. Bases 1 to 513 code for a protein of 170 amino acids. Gene Ontology annotation, biological process: RNA splicing. Lineage: Eukaryota; Metazoa; Placozoa; Uniplacotomia; Trichoplacea; Trichoplacidae.
AUGGCGGAACUCGAAUUGCAACCAACUGCCGAAGAGCGCGAUGAAUUUCAAAUGGAUGAUGGAGACGACUCCAUCCAGAAACUAAAACAAUCAGCCAAGAAACGAAAGGGUCGAGGUUUCCAAGAUGACGGUGAGGAAGCGAAAGGUUCCAAUUUACAAUAUGAAUCCAUGGAUGUAGACGGUGACUAUGCUACUGGACCCCAAAGAUCUGUAGAAGGAUGGAUCGUUUUCGUUGCAAAUAUCCAUGAGGAAGCCCAAGAGGAUGAUGUAUACGAAAAAUUUGCCGAAUACGGAGAUGUGAAAAAUCUCCAUUUAAAUCUAGAUCGUCGUACAGGUUUUAUCAAGGGUUAUGCAUUAGUUGAAUUUGAGACUAAAAAAGAAGCUCAGGCUGCUAUAGAUAACCUGAAUGGUACAAAUUUAUUGGAGCAAACUAUUAAGGUUGACUGGUGUUUUGUAAAAGGACCUCAGACAUCGGGUCUUAAGAGGAAUGACAGAGAUGGCCGAAGACGUUAAUCUUUUGUAUUUCAUUGAUUAAGUUCCUUAUGUUAUUAUUAUGAGCAUCACCAACUCGUCUUUUGCGCUGUAAUUCUACGACAGCAAAAUGUUAUUUCAUCCAAUGGUCUUUGAACGUAAAUUCCUAAUUAUCGAGACCAUGUCUUCUUUAAGUGCAUGGUCACUUUACCUAUGCUUCGUCUUUUACUUUGUGUAGGUAAACGAACAUGUUAAAUAGUAUUUUAUUGCAUUUUCAGGUGGCAAUCAGUUAUCCUGCCCUACGUGUUUCAUAUAGUUAUUUCCUAGAUUCACUUGUGAUAGUUCGCAGAGCUUUAUGAUCUGAUUUUAUAGUUAAUACUAUGACUUGUUAAUUACAUAUACGAUUGAUCCUUUUACAGUAUCAUUAAUGGCGGACAUAUGUAAAGCGUCCUUGUAAUGUUAUUAAAAUUCAAGUUUCGUC